GCCGCUGCUCCCGCGCGCUCCGGCCCCUCCUCGGCCACACAAAGGCCCGUCUCCAUGGCAGCCGCGCGGGCCGGAGCGCAGCGCCGAUCGCGGCCCGGGCGCCAUCGAGCCUCGGCGGCGGACGUGCAGAGAAUCUUGAUGCGGGCCCAGAGCAGAGACUGAGCUGGACGACUGGAGCCUCGCCAGGAAGAAGGCCGUCUGAUGCCCUUAAGGAAAUCCCCGCCAGCCCCGGUGAGCCAGGGGUCCUGGGGCUGCCUUCAAAACAGGAAGCGCCCGUUCCAGGAACGCCAGGAACGCCAGCGGCAGGAAGCUUUGCUGGCUGUGCCUGGCGCCUCCCGCACGGUGGCUUGAGCUCCCCGGUCAGGGUGCCGGGGGCGAUGGCUCUGCCACUCUGGGCCCUGACCCUCCUGGGCCUGGCGGGCGCAGGUGCAGGCCUGCGGCCCCGAAAGCUGGACAUCUUCCGCAGCGACACCGAGCUGAACCACCUGGUUGUGGACGAGGCAUCGGGCGUGGUGUACGUGGGGGCCGUGAAUGUGCUCUACCAGCUGACUCCUGACCUGCAGCUGGGGCAGCAGGCGGUCACGGGCCCGGCCCGGGACAAUAAGAAGUGCACGCCGCCCAUUGAACAGAGCCAGUGCCACGAGGCUGUGCUCACCGACAACACCAACCAGCUCCUGCUGCUCGACCCGCCCGGGAAGCGCCUCGUCGAGUGCGGCAGCCUCUUCAAGGGCAUCUGUGCCCUGCGUGCUCUGAGCAACAUCUCCACCCGCCUCUUCUAUGAGGACGGUAGCGGCGAGAAGUCCUUUGUGGCCAGCAAUGAUGAGAGUGUGACCACGGUGGGGCUGGUGAGCGCCACGAGCCCUGGUGGUGAAAGGGUUCUGUUCGUGGGCAAAGGCAAUGGGCCCCACGACAACGGCAUCAUCGUGAGUACCCGCCUGCUGGACCGGGCCGAGGGCAGGGAGGCCUUCGAGGCCUACACGGACCACGCCACCUACAAGGCCGGAUACCUGUCCACCAACACGCAGCAGUUCGUGGCUGCCUUUGAGGAUGGCCUCUACGUUUUCUUCGUCUUCAACCAGCAGGACAAGCACCCGCCCCGUAACCGCACGCUCCUGGCUCGCAUGUGCAAGCAAGACCCCUUCUAUUACUCCUACCUGGAGAUGGACCUGGAGUGCCUUGACCCCAGUGACCCCCAGGCCCCUGCCUUUGGCACCUGCUUGGCGGCCUCUCUGGCUGUGCUCAGUACCAGCAGGGUGCUGUACGCCGUCUUCAGCAGGGAUGGCCGGGGCGGUGGGGGGCCCCGUGCGGGCCUCUGCCUGUUCCCGCUGGACGAGGUCCAUGCCAAGAUGGAGGCCAGCCGCAGUGCCUGCUACACUAGCACCCGGGAGGCGGGCCGCGACACCUUCUACAAGCCCUUCCACGGCGAGAUCCAGUGUGGCGGCCACGGGCUGGGCGCCAGUGAGAGCUUCCCGUGUGGCUCUGAGCACCUGCCUUACCCGCUGGGCAGCAGAGACGGACUGACAGCCACGGCCGUGCUGUGGCGUGGCGGCCUGAACCUGACAGCCGUGGCGGUGACCGCGGAGAAUGGCCACACGGUUGCCUUCCUGGGCACCUCCGAUGGCCAGGUCCUCAAGGUCUACCUUGCCCCGGACGGCAGCUCCGCGGAGUAUGGCUCCAUCCUCGUGGAGAUCAACAAGAGAAUCAAGCGGGACCUGGUGCUGUCCCCGGAUCUGGCCAGUCUUUACGCCAUGACCCAGGACAAGGUUUUCCGGUUCCCCGUGCAGGACUGUCUGAGCUAUCCAACCUGCGAACAGUGCCGCAGCUCCCAGGACCCCUACUGCGGCUGGUGCGUCGUUGAGGGACGAUGCACCAGGAGGGCCGAGUGCUCACGGGCUGAGGAGAGCGGCCACUGGCUGUGGAGCCGUGACGAGUCCUGUGUAGCCAUCACCGGGGCCCAGCCACAGAACAUGAGCCGACGGGCCCAGGGGGAGGUGCAGCUGACCGUCAGUCCCCUCCCAGCCCUGAGCGACGAAGACCAACUGCUGUGCCACUUUGGUGACUCACCAGCACACCCUGCCCGCGUGGAGGGGGAUGCCGUCAUCUGCAACUCCCCACGUACCAUUCCUAACACGCCACCCGGCCAGGACCACGUGGCUGUGAACAUCCAGCUCCUCUUCAGACGUGGCAGCAUCUUCCUCACUUCCCAUCUGUACCCCUUCUACGACUGCCGGGAGGCCAUGAGCCUGGCGGAGAACCUGCCGUGCAUCUCCUGCGCGAGCAACCGCUGGACCUGCCAGUGGGACCUGCGCUACCAUGAGUGUCGGGAGGCCUCCCCCAACCCUGAGGAUGGCAUUGUCCGCGCCCACAUGGAGGACAACUGCCCCCAGUUCCUGAACCCCAGCCCACUGGUCAUCCCCAUGAACCACGAGACGGAUGUAACCUUCCAGGGGAAGAACCUGGACACAGUGAAGGGCUCCUCUUUGCACGUGGGCAGCGACCUACUCAAGUUUGAGGAGCCAGUGAGCACGCAGGAACCGGGAACCUUCUUCUUUCGGACCCCAAAGCUGUCCCAUGAUGCCAACGAGACGCUGCCUUUGCACCUGUAUGUCAAGUCCUACGGCCAGAAUGUCGACAGCAAGCUCCAAGUCACCCUCUACAACUGCUCCUUUGGCCGUGGUGACUGCAGUCUGUGCCUGGCGGCCAGCCCCGAGUACAAGUGUGUGUGGUGUGCGGGGCAGGGCAGGUGUGUGUACGAGGCUCUCUGCCUCAACAGCACCUCCGAGUGCCCAGCACCCGUCAUCACCAGGAUCCACCCUGAGACGGGCCCACUGGGCGGGGGCAUCCGAAUCACCAUCCUUGGGUCCAAUUUGGGGGUCAGAGCAGAGGACGUCCAGAGGGUGACCGUGGCGGGCCAGAACUGCGUCUUUGAGCCGGAGCGCUAUUCCGUGUCCACCCGGAUCGUGUGCGCCGUAGAGGCCGCCGCGGGGCCCAUCACAGGGGGCAUCGUGGUGGACGUCAGUGGGAAGCUGGGUCACUCACCACCCCACGUCCAGUUCACCUACCAGCAGCCCCAGCCCCUCAAUGUGGAGCCAAAGCAGGGGCCACAGGCAGGCGGCACCACGCUGACCAUCAGUGGUACCCACCUGGACACAGGCUCUGAGGAAGACGUGCGGGUGACCCUCAAUGACGUCCCGUGUAAAGUGACGCAGUUCGGGGCACAGCUCCAGUGUGUCACUGGCCCGCAGUCCGUUCUGGGGGAGCUGCCCCUGGAGAUUUACUACGGGGGCUCCCGGGUGCCCAACCCUGGUGUCAUCUUCACCUACCGCGAGAAUCCCGUGCUGCGGGCCUUCGAACCGCUGCGAAGCUUCGUCAGUGGUGGCCGUAGCAUCAACGUCACGGGGCAGGGCUUCAGCCUGAUCCAGAGGUUCGCCAUGGUGGUCAUAGCCGAGCCCCUGCAGUCCUGGCGGCGGCGGCGGGAGGCCGGACCCCUGCAGCCCGUGACGGUCGUGGGCAAGGAGUACAUAUUCCACAACGACUCCAAGGUCGUGUUCUCGUCCCCCGCGGUCCCCGAGGAGCCCGAGGCCUACAAUCUCACUGCACUCAUCCAGAUGGACGGGCACCGGGCCCUGCUCAGGACCGAGGCCGGUGCCUUCGAGUACGUGGCCGACCCCACCUUUGAGAACUUCACGGGGGGUGUCAAGAAGCAGGUCAACAAGCUCAUCCAUGCCCGGGGCACUAAUCUGAACAAGGCAAUGACGCUUCACGAGGCCGAGGCAUUUGUGGGAGCUGAGCGCUGCGUCAUGAAGACACUGACCGAGACGGACCUGUACUGUGAGCCUCCGGAGGUGCAGCCGCCCCCCAAGCGGCGGCAGAAGCGGGACACCACACACAACCUGCCGGAGUUCAUUGUGAAGUUUGGCUCCCGAGAGUGGGUUCUGGGCCGCGUGGAGUAUGACACGAGGGUGAGCGACGUGCCCCUCAGCCUCAUCCUGCCGCUGGUCAUCGUGCCCAUGGUGGUGGUCAUUGCUGUGUCUGUCUACUGUUACUGGAGGAAGAGCCAACAGGCAGAGCGUGAGUACGAGAAGAUCAAGUCCCAGCUGGAGGGCUUGGAGGAGAGCGUGCGUGACCGUUGCAAGAAGGAGUUUACAGACCUGAUGAUCGAGAUGGAGGACCAGACCAACGAUGUGCACGAGGCAGGCAUCCCCGUGCUGGACUACAAGACCUACACCGACCGCGUCUUCUUCCUGCCCUCCAAGGACGGCGACAAGGAUGUGAUGAUCACGGGCAGGCUGGACAUCCCGGAGUCGCGGCGGCCUGUGGUGGAGCAGGCUCUGUACCAGUUCUCCAACCUGCUCAACAGCAAGUCCUUCCUGGUCACUUUCAUCCACACCCUGGAGAGCCAGCGUGAGUUCUCCGCCCGCGCCAAGGUCUACUUCGCAUCCCUGCUGACCGUGGCGCUGCAUGGGAAACUGGAGUAUUACACAGACAUCAUGCGCACGCUCUUUCUGGAGCUCAUGGAGCAGUACGUGGUGGCCAAGAACCCCAAGCUGAUGCUGCGCAGGUCUGAGACGGUGGUAGAAAGGAUGCUGUCCAACUGGAUGUCCAUCUGCCUGUAUCAGUACCUCAAGGACAGUGCCGGCGAGCCUCUGUACAAGCUUUUCAAGGCCAUCAAGCAUCAGGUGGAGAAGGGGCCAGUAGACGCUGUGCAGAAGAAGGCCAAAUACACCCUCAAUGAUACGGGGCUGCUGGGGGAUGACGUGGAGUAUGCGCCCCUGACGGUGAGCGUGAUCGUCCAGGAUGAAGGGACCGACGCCAUCCCAGUCAAGGUGCUCAACUGUGACACCAUCUCCCAGGUCAAGGAAAAGAUCAUUGACCAGGUGUACCGCAUACAGCCAUGCUCCCGAUGGCCUAAGGCUGACAGUGUGGUGCUUGGUGAGCAAGGCCCCUGGGUCCCCUGGCGGGGGGUCCUGCCCUCGGACCCUGGUUGGGCAGGUGGGGUGCAGGGACAGCUGGAGGGAGCUGGGUGCCGUGCGGCUGGGCUCCAGGUGUCGUGCCGUGUCCUUCCAGAGUGGCGUCCUGGAUCCACAGCCCAGAUCCUGUCAGACCUGGACCUGACCUCUCAGCGGGAGGGCCGGUGGAAACGCAUCAACACCCUGAUGCACUACAACGUCCGGGAUGGAGCCACUCUCAUCCUGUCCACGGUGGGAGUCUCCCAACAGCCAGAGGACAGCCAGCCGGACCUGCCUGGGGAGCGCCAUGCUCUCCUAGAGGAGGAGAACCGUGUGUGGCACCUGGUGCGGCCGACGGAUGAGGUGGAUGAGGGCAGGUCCAAGCGGGGCAGCGUGAAGGAGAAGGAACGCACCAAGGCCAUCACGGAGAUCUACUUGACCCGCCUGCUCUCCGUCAAGGGCACGCUGCAGCAGUUUGUGGACAACUUCUUCCAGAGCGUCCUGGCGCCCGGGCAUGCGGUGCCGCCCGCGGUUAAGUACUUCUUCGACUUCCUGGAUGAGCAGGCGGAGAAGCAUGACAUUAAGGAUGAGGACACCAUCCACAUCUGGAAGACCAACAGUUUACCACUCCGGUUCUGGGUGAACAUCCUCAAGAACCCUCAUUUCAUCUUCGACGUCCACGUUCACGAGGUGGUGGACGCCUCCCUGUCAGUCAUCGCCCAGACCUUCAUGGACGCUUGUACACGCACAGAGCACAAGCUGAGCCGCGACUCCCCCAGCAACAAGCUGCUCUACGCCAAGGAGAUCUCCACCUACAAGAAGAUGGUAGAGGAUUAUUACAAGGGGAUCAGGCAGAUGGUGCAGGUCAGCGAUCAGGACAUGAACACACACUUGGCAGAGAUUUCCCGGGCACACACAGACUCCCUCAACACCCUUGUGGCCCUGCACCAGCUCUACCAGUACACGCAGAAGUACUAUGACGAGAUCAUCAACGCCCUGGAGGAGGAUCCCGCCGCCCAGAAGAUGCAGCUGGCCUUCCGCCUCCAGCAGAUCGCGGCUGCACUUGAGAACAAAGUCACAGACCUCUAACCUCUGACCUCUGCCACCACUGUCUCUGGGCACAGGUGCGUGAUGCCCCGUGUCAGGCAUUGGGCGGCCCUUGGAACACGAGGCCAAGUGGUGAGGCCCUUACCUUUCACCAGCAGAGGAAGAACCCCCGGGCGUCCACGUGUGGGUGCCCGUGGGAGCCCUCUCCUCGGUGUCUGGUGUCUGUGGCAUCUUUCUCCUGAGCAAUACCAGCACCAGCCCCCUCCUGCAGAACCAGCAUCAGGUGUCCGUCACACCUCCCGAGCGAUUCGCAAAUGUGCCUUACGCCCCUGGCGCUGCGCUGGGUCGCUGGGGGCCGUGGGGCCUCAGCUCCCCUCCCUGAGCACCAGCAGCUGCCUGAGAUCCCUGGGUUUGGCCUGUUCGGGUGGGGUGUGAGUGCCUGCAGCCCCCAGGGCCUAGUGCCCAGACUGUGUCUGUCUGCCCCGCCGGGACGGGAGGAGUAAAGCGGUACGAUGCCUUCCUGACCUCACCUGGCCUGCCCUGUGGGGCGCUGGCACUCCGGGUGGACUCCGCACCAUGGGCCCGACCUCCAAGGUCAAGCUGGACGUCAGACGUCGAGGCCCAGGUGGCCAGAGGGGCCCCAGCAGACGGGGGUCCAGGUUUCCGCCUGUCAGACAGGCUGUCCUGGAGGCCCUGCCCAGGUCUGGGGUUCGAGCAGCUCCGCCAGGACCACCCUCACCCCCACCCCCUUUUGUAAAUCUUGUUAAUUGUAAAUCAAAUAGAGCUGUCUUUUUCA
Mirounga angustirostris (Northern elephant seal) is the source of this 6792-nucleotide messenger RNA. It is a transcript of the gene PLXNB2, whose product is annotated as plexin B2. The transcript has 37 exons. Gene Ontology annotation, cellular component: plasma membrane; semaphorin receptor complex. Gene Ontology annotation, biological process: semaphorin-plexin signaling pathway involved in axon guidance; regulation of cell migration. The coding region runs from base 378 to 6038 and encodes 1886 amino acids. Gene Ontology annotation, molecular function: semaphorin receptor activity; protein binding. NCBI's taxonomy places the organism in Eukaryota, Metazoa, Chordata, Mammalia, Carnivora, Phocidae. The record is from RefSeq and is a predicted model, not a curated record.